Messenger RNA from Oxyura jamaicensis (ruddy duck), 3489 nucleotides. RefSeq names its product rho guanine nucleotide exchange factor 37-like. Lineage: Eukaryota; Metazoa; Chordata; Aves; Anseriformes; Anatidae. Gene Ontology annotation, cellular component: cytoplasm. The coding region runs from base 394 to 2454 and encodes 686 amino acids. The transcript has 13 exons. Gene Ontology annotation, molecular function: guanyl-nucleotide exchange factor activity; protein binding. The record is from RefSeq and is a predicted model, not a curated record.
GCCAAGGCGGAGUGUGUGACCGGGAAAGCUGCCCUGCUGCCCCAGCCUGUCGGGGCAAGAGACGUAGCCGGGAGGGGAGCACUGCCUGGACAGGGCUCUGUCCGCACCUAGGGGAGCCUGUGCCAGGCCCUGGCAUGGUAAGGCAGCAGAUGCUGAUGUGGGCAGAGAGGUGGUGAUGUGCCUUGAGGGGCGACAGCUUUGUCGGACGUGGUGUCAUUGCACCUGCCCAAGGAUGGAGCCAGGAAACUUGUGACAGCACUGCAAUGCUGGCCCAAAGUCCACCUGGCCGGGCACCUCACUGCUUCACAGGUACCUGGGCAAGGCUAGAAUUGCUGCUACAGGGGAGGAAGAACACCUGUGUCCCCAAAAUCCCAGCCAGAGCAUCCCACCAGCAUGGCGAGCCCCCAUGCCGAAGAGCUGCCCACCAAGGGCAUAGAUGACCCAGACGCACACAUCUAUGAGGAGGUGACGCUCUGCGAGAGGAUGGAGCUCAGCCAGCGGCUGGCUGUGGAGGAGCUGAUCACCACUGAGGCCAGCUACGUGCACAACCUCCAGCUGUGCCUGUCGGACAUCCGGGCACACCUCCGGCAGAAGCAGCUGCCUGAUCUUGACCUGGAAGGACUCUUCUCCAACAUCGAUGACAUCCUUCACCUCUCCAGACGGUUCCUCAGGGGUCUUGAGGCCACAGCUGUGCAGGAGCACGAUCAGCUGCUGGGCAUCAGCACCCUGUUCCAGGAGUUCAAGGAGGAGAUGGAGACCGUCUACAAGGUCUACUGCGCCAGCUAUGAGCAUGCUCUCCUGCUGGUGGAGAGCUACCGCAAGGACCCCAGGCUGCAGGAGGAGAUCUUGGACACCCUGAAUGCAACUGUGCCUCACACAAGUGCCUCGGAUCUCAGCUUCUUCCUGGUGAUGCCGGUGCAGAGGAUCACCAAAUACCCGCUGCUGCUGGGCAAGAUCCUGGAGAACACCCCUGCCAGCACCAGCGCCCACCCGGCCAUCGCUGCAGCUGUCAGCGCCAUGGCCCAGGCCAACGCCAACAUCAACGAGUACAAGCGGCAGCGAGAAGUGGCGACCAAAUACAACAAGGCUGAGCACCUGACGCUGCGGGACCGCCUGGCUCGCCUCAACACCCACUCCAUCGCCAAGAAGACCACGCGGAUGAGCCGGCUCCUCAUGCACGAGGCCGGCUUUGUGAGCAAGACGGAGGACAAGGAAUAUGACAAUCUGGAGGAGAAGUUCCAGAGCGUGGCAUCCAGUGUGGUUGUGCUGAAGGAGAAUGUGGCAUCCUAUGUGGCACAUUUAGAGGUGUUCCUGGUGCCCACCCUGCACAAGCGAGAGCUGCAGAUGGAGGAGGGCCCAGCCCAGCAGUACCACCGCCUCGCAGAGCACCUCCACCAUGUUGUUUUCCCCGAGUUUAAGCGACGCUUGGACAGGCUGGUCUGGCAGCCCCUCUGCAGCCUCUCGGAGAUGCUGGUGGGGCCACAGCAGCUGGUCAAGAAGCGCCUGGACAAGCUGCUGGACUACGAGGAGAUCCAGGAGCGCAAGAGCGAGCUGGGCAGUGUGACGUAUGACGAGGAGGCCGCCAUGAACACCUACCUCGCCAUCAAUGCCCUGCUUGUGGCCGAGCUCCCGCAGUUCAACCAGGUGGCUGUGCAGCUCCUGGGGCAGGUGCUGGGAUCCCUCUGCAUCCUGCACCAGGACCUGGCUGCAGAGGUCCUGCACGAGGCAGAAAAGGAGCUGAAGCAGAUGCCCCAUGGCCACAUGCCUCUGCCCACUUUCUGGAGGCUGGUGGAGGACACUCUGCAGCAGGCUGGUGCCCAGCUCAGUACGUUCACCCAGGCGUUUGAAACAGUCACACCGAGCCCCAUGACACAGUCCCUGACCCCUGCUGAGGAGCGGAAGGUCCUUUCCCUCGUGAGCAAACACGGCCCAGACAAACUUUACCAAGUGACAAGCAACGUCAGCGGCAGUAAAGACUUGGACCUGACCUUGCAAAGGGGACAGAUUGUGGCUCUGCUGCAACGCGUUGACACCAAGGGCAACAUGAGCAGAUGGCUGGUGGAUGCUGGAGGUCCCCGAGGGUUUGUGCCUGCUGGCAAACUGCAGCCUUAUAGACCAGUGCAAAGCCAGCAGCCCGGGAUGCAGACGCCAACCCCAGCGAGUGUCCCAGACAGAAGGCGACAUUCGUACACAUCACCUGAGGCUCCCAGGCCCCAGGUGGCCACAUUCACCCCGGCUUUCCAGGUGGUCGCUGGUUUCUCCUUCACUGCCAGGAGUCCGCAGGAGGUCAGCCUGCAGGCGGGGCAGCCCGUAGUGGUGCUCGAGACACAUGACAAGAAGGGCAGCACGGAGUGGAGCCUGGUGGAGGUGAACGGCCAGAGGGGCUACGUGCCCUCCAGUUACCUGGUGACAGUCCCCAUGCAGGAGCCCAUGGGCUGGAGCUUGCCCGUGUGAGCACCGCCAGCCCAGCACCCCAGGGCACAGGCUUCAUGCUGCUCUCAGAUGAGAGCCAUCCGCUUGGCACCUGAGGAGCUCAUCACAGAGAUGCUGGAGGGGGGCGGCUGCACGGUCCCAGGCUGGGGAAGCAGCAGGAUAUGCCCCAGGGGACAUGGACACAGGCAUGGAGGUGGGGAGACAUAUUUUGUGCCUAUGGGCAUGAGGGCAGGAAGGCAGGAGUGUAGCAUGUCCCACAUGUGUUUGCUUACUGCUGGGAGACAUAGAGGGAAGGCUCCAGGAAGGAGUGCCAGCAGGUGGCUGCAGGUUUGCAGGAGUUUGUUAAAAUUUGUGUCAGUGGGAAAAGUGUUCCUAGGGGUGAUGAGAUGGAACUGUCCGUAGGUAGUUCAGGUCCAAGCUGCCAAUGCUGCAGUGCCACAGAGGGGCGAGGGGAGGUAGCUGGUGCUGCUUGUUUGCUCUCCCAGCCCCAAGGGGUGAGCUGGGCUCUGCAGUACCAGCUAUUCCUGGGCCGAACCUUUAUGGCUAUGGAACCUUACCUGCAGGCUCUGUCCCCGGGAGGUGCCCUUUGGACAUGGUGUGAGGCUGCGGAGCACCAACGUCUCUCACUUCUCCCAGAAUAUUUCCCAAACCCUUUGCACUCACUGCUGCCCCAAGCCUCGAGCCUCAGGGUCAGCAGAGGGCACAGGUCUCUUCCAGCCUAACCACAAGGAAAAAUAAAGGGCACAAGAGUGCCUUUAAAUAGCACGGCGAGGACACGCUCUCCUGGGAGGAAUGCUCUGGCCAGGUGGGCAGAACGUGCUUGUGACCAGGGACAGGGGGGUGUUGGGCAGGGACGGCUCCUGGCCAGGCGCCGGGGCCAAGGUUAGGCAUUGGAGCAAGGCUGUGCCUGUGGCAGACGCUCCUAGCCUGGGGUCUUGCCGUGCCCAGGGCUCUGCGGGGUGGCUGCUGCUGCCUGCAUCCUGCCCGCUGCCCUGCAAGGGGUUUGGUGCUGGCGCAGCGCUAGGGCUGAUUCACAUCCUAGACAUGGAGGCAUUU